This is a messenger RNA of Scheffersomyces coipomensis, 1458 nucleotides long. RefSeq names its product mevalonate kinase (gene ERG12). Lineage: Eukaryota; Fungi; Ascomycota; Pichiomycetes; Serinales; Debaryomycetaceae. Gene Ontology annotation, biological process: isoprenoid biosynthetic process; isopentenyl diphosphate biosynthetic process, mevalonate pathway; ergosterol biosynthetic process. The transcript has a single exon. Bases 112 to 1404 code for a protein of 430 amino acids. Gene Ontology annotation, molecular function: mevalonate kinase activity; ATP binding. Gene Ontology annotation, cellular component: cytosol; cytoplasm. The record is from RefSeq and is a predicted model, not a curated record.
UUUGUUCGCGACAAAAAAUUAAAUGGGUGUAAACGACAGUUUGAAAAAUUGGACUGUAAAUAUAAACUGAUAGGUAUCUGAACAUUCAAUCCAACUAUAAUCCGUAUUACUAUGACUGGUUCGUCGUUCUUUGUUAGUGCUCCAGGGAAAGUGAUCAUAUUUGGAGAGCAUUCUGCUGUUUAUAGCAAGCCAGCCAUUGCCGCAGCACUCAGUUUGAGAGCCUAUUUACUUGUUAGCCCUAAUGAAAAUAUUGAUGAAAUAACUUUAAAAUUUCCUGAUAUUAAUCUUUCAUACGUUUGGAACAAACACGAUAUACCUUGGGAAGAGAUAAGGAAAUUUCAAACGUUUGAAAAGGGCAGACCAUUACCAACUGAGGAAUUGGUUCCAGAAAUUGUUGAUAAAAUUACUAGUCUUUUGGAUGAUUGUAAAUCAACCACUCAUUUUACAACUUGUCUCUCCUUCUUAUACUUGUAUUCCCACUUAUGUGAAGAAGAUACACCUGGUCAUGUGUUUUGUAUAAGAUCUACCCUUCCAAUUGGAGCGGGCUUGGGAUCAUCUGCUUCGACUGGUGUUUGUUUGGCUGCUGCCUUAUCAGUAUUAACUAAAAAGAUAGAUACUCCUACUGUCACUAUAAAUCAAAAAGCUGCAAAAGAUGAAAAUCAUCAAUUAGAUUUCAUUGAUGCAUGGUCUUUGAUGGGAGAAAAGUGUUUUCAUGGUAAUCCAUCAGGUAUUGAUAAUGCUGUUGCUACAUUUGGUGGUGCUGUCAUGUUCCAAAGAGUUAGUGCACCUGCCCAACCAUCAAUUCGUACUACAAUGAGAAACUUUCCUUCUAUUAAAUUACUUCUUACUAAUACCAAGAUUCCAAGAAGUACUGCCGAUUUAGUUGGUGGAGUAGCUAAGUUAAAUUCAUUAUACCCAAAGAUAAGUUCUCCAAUUUUAGAUGCCAUGGGUAAUUUGGCAUCAGAGGCAUAUCAAAUUAUGACUAGACCUGUGUUUGGAGACGAAGAACUCAAGACGUUGAAGGAACUAGUCAAUAUAAAUCAUGGAUUAUUAGUCGCUUUAGGCGUAUCACAUCCCACCUUAGAAAAGGUUAAAAUAAUUGGAGAUCUUUCCAAGAUUGGAGCUACAAAGUUGACUGGUGCUGGUGGGGGUGGUUGUGCAAUUACAUUAGUAGAUGAAAAUGUUAGUUCUGAAACAAUUCAAACAACCAUUAGUGAAUUCAAAAAAGAAGGUUUUGAAUCAUUUGAUACUUCAUUGGGUGGUAAGGGUGUUGCUUUGUUAUCAGCCGAUUCUGAAGAUGAUAUAAAAUUAUUCUCUGUUGAGAAUUUCUCCACUCUUGAUGGUAGAGCUGCUAUUGAGAACACCAUCGGUACUAAUGGAACGACUAAAUGGAAGUAUUGGUAAUCACUUAAAAGUUUCACAGAUUAGAAUGUUUUGCUUUAUUGCUAUAUAGAUUAA